UUUUCUCUUUGAGCCGUGCGCAUUUCCGUGCGUAAAAUCUCAUCCCGGGCGCCGCUGUGCGUCAGGUGCGGCUCAUUUCCUUAAUGCAAAUUCCCCACUCGGCGCGCGCUCCCGCACGUUCACCUACACUGGUACCUUGCCCUCAGGACCAACCGGUAGCCGCCUCUGCUCCUUUAAGGCAAUGAGGAAUUAAAGCGUCUGCAGGGGCAGGGGAGAGGGUUAUUCUGUGUAACGCUCAGAGAGUCAAUGUGGUGCGUUUAGAGAGCGGCAGCGGGGAAGAUGCGCUUGCUCGCCUCUUGCUGGACGCACAGAGGCGAUGAAGAUGAUCUGACUUUGGAGUCUCAGAAAAAAAGCCCGUUUUACGUUCUUAUUCAACGAGCCUCACCCCGUGUUUGCUUCUUUGCUAUUUUAAUAUUAUUUUAAUUUUCUAAAAUUUUACUUGUUUUUUUUUCCUGCGAAGGAUGAUCCGCCGGUCAUUCUGUUAUUUAGGAAAUCGGAGUUUCUGACAUUUUUUUUUCAACAUUUAGUUCGGUCAGUUGAGGCAUUCGUUUUUCUUUUUGUUUCGGGGACCGCUCGCACCCGGCUCUGACUCAGCAUCACGCACACCUGGGCUUCACCCCUCCAGCAUCCCUCUGAAUCGCAGGCGGAAGACGCGAGCAACUCGCGUACAGCGCAGGAGGAGAGUCUGAGCACCGCUCUCCUCAAGACAAUCACCGAGCCUCAUUUAUGCCCAGGCGCGCACGGGCUCAGAGGGAAAACCUGAGCGCCACCAAAAGUAGGAAGGAGAUAUUUAAAAGUAGAGACUUAGACCGGUUUGCUUCAAGAAGAGUGGCAAAUGUUUAACCUCACUCCAAGCGCACAGGAGAGAAACCCAGGGAGGCACCGGUCGGAGGAAGAAGAGAAAGCAUAGCUUGGGGGGAUUGAACGGAGCAGGGCAUGUGGAUAUUGGCUUUUAUCUUUUUCCAGAGCAUCUUGAAUGUUUUCAGUGAAGACCUACAUUCCAGCUUAUACUUUGUCAAUGCAUCUUUGCAAGAGGUAGUAUUUGCCAGCACCACAGGGACCUCGGUGCCCUGUCCCGCUGCGGGUGCGCAGCCGGCCACGCAGCGCUGGUACCUGGCUACCGGCGAGGAGAUCUACGAUGUGCCGAGCAUCCGCCACGUCCUCCCCAACGGCACCCUGCAGAUCUUCAACUUCCUGCCGUCCAGCUUCAGCAAGCUGAUCCACGACAACACGUACUACUGCACUGCCGAGAACCCGUCUGGCAAGAUCAGGAGUCAGGAUGUCCACAUCAAGGCCGUGUCACGGGAACCCUACACAGUUCGAGUGGCCGACCAGAAGGCCAUGAGAGGCAGCGUAGCUGUCUUCAAGUGCAUUAUCCCGGCUUCUGUGGAGGCCUACGUCACUGUAGUGUCAUGGGAGAAGGACACGGUUUCACUCAGCUCAGGACAAAGAUAUCUCAUCACAUCCACGGGAGCCCUGUACAUUGUGGACGUCCUGCCUGAGGAUGGGCUGAACAACUAUCGCUGCACCACGCGCCACCGCUACACGGGUGAGACGCGCCAGAGCAACAGCGCCCGUCUCAUCGUGUCAGACCCCACCAAUGCUGAGCCAGGCAUCUUGGAUGGGUUUGACCACCGUGAGGUGAUGAUUAAUCAUCGAGUGGAGCUGCCCUGCAAGGCCUCGGGCUACCCAACGCCAAAGUACCGCUGGCUCAAAGACAACAGCCCUUUGGAGCCUGACAGUCGUUUCCGCCAGACCAUCACGGGGCUGCUGAUAGAGAGCGCGCAGCCCAGUGACUCCGGGACGUACGUCUGUGAAGUGUGGAACAGUUACGGCAACGCUGAGGUCAUGGGACGGCUCUAUGUCAAACAGCCCUUGAAGGUCGUGGUGAGCCCUCGGAAGGUGAAAGGCAGCGUGGGCAGCAAGGUGUCCCUGUCCUGCAGCGUGAGCGGCUCGGACGAGUACGAGCUGUCGUGGUACCGCAACGGCGAGAUCAUCUACCCGGGCAACAACGUGCGCUUCGCGGGGCUCAACCGGGAGAACCUCAUCAUGGAGGGGAUGUCCAAGAGCGACGGCGGCGCCUACCAGUGCUUCGCCCGGAAGGGCAAGAUGUCGGCUCAGGACUUCGUGCAAGUCAUACUCGAAGAUGGAACCCCGAAGAUACUGUCCUCCUUCAGUGAGAAGGUGGUGAACCCCAACGAGCCCGUCUUCCUGCUCUGCAACGUGAAGGGCACGCCGCCGCCGCGCUGCACCUGGUCGCUGGACGACGACCCCGUCAUCAAGGAUAGCCACCACCACCUGGGCCACUACGAGACGCACGAGGGCCACGUGGUGAGCCAGCUCAACGUGACGCACACCCAGGUGCAGGACGGCGGGGUGUACCGGUGCACGUGCAGCAACUCGGCCGGGGUCGUGUACCACCAGGCUCGAAUAAACGUAAGAGGCCGCGCCAGCAUCCGUCCCAUGAAGAACAUCACGGCCAUCGCUGGGCGGGACGCCUUCGUCCACUGCCGCGUCAUCGGCUACCCGUACUACUCCAUCAAGUGGUACAAAAACUCCGCCCUGCUGCCCUUCAACCACCGGCAGCGGGCCUUCGAGAACAACGGCACGCUGAAGCUGAGCAACGUGCAGCAGGUGGACGCCGGCGAGUACAACUGCAAGGUGAUGGUCCAGCCCAACAAGAUGGACUCGCAGAGCGUCCACGUCCGCGUGAGAGUCCCUCCGUACAUCCAGCCCUUCGAGUUCCAGCGCUUCACCAUCGGUCAGCGCGUCUUCAUCCCCUGCGUGGUCAUGUCGGGCGACCGGCCCCUCGACAUCACCUGGCAGAAGGACGGGCGGCCGAUCCCGGCCAGCCUGGGCGUCACCGUGGACAACAUUGACUUCACCAGCUCGUUGCGCAUCUCCAACCUGACACCCGACCACAACGGCAACUACACCUGCAUCGCCCGCAACGAGGCUGCCGCCGUGGAGCACCAGAGUCAGCUCAUCGUUAGGGUUCCUCCUCAGUUUGUCGUUCAGCCCGAGGACCAAGAUGGCAUCUAUGGGAAAACUGUGACUCUUAACUGCUCAGCUGAAGGCUACCCACCACCCACCAUCGUAUGGGAACACUCCAAAGGUGCCGGCGUCCCCCAGUUCCAGCCCAUCCUCCUGAACAGCGGCUCACGCGUCCAGCUGCUCAGCAACGGCUCGCUGCUGAUCAAACACGUGCUGGAGGACGACAGCGGCUUCUACCUGUGCAAGGUCAGCAACGACGUGGGAGCGGACGUCAGCAAGUCCAUGUACCUCACCGUCAAAAUCCCGGCCAUGAUCACGUCCUACCCCAACACCACGCUGGCCACGCAGGGCGAGGAGAAGAAGAUGAGCUGCAUAGCUCACGGGGAGAAGCCCAUCAUGGUGCGCUGGGAGAAAGAAGAACGCAUCAUCAACCCGGAGACCAGUCGAUACGUGGUCACUGUCAAGGAAGUGGCAGACGAAGUCGUCUCCACGCUGGUGAUUAUGCCCACUGUUCGUGAGGACUCAGGCUUCUUCUCCUGUCACGCCAUCAACUCCUUUGGCGAAGACCGAGGCAUCAUACAGCUGACAGUGCAAGAACCACCCGACCCUCCGGAGGUGGAGAUCCGCGAGGUGAAAGACCGAACCAUAGCCCUCCGCUGGACCAUGGGCUUUGACGGCAACAGCCCGAUCACAGGAUACGACAUCGAGUGCAAGAACAAAUCAGCGUCUUGGCUGUCAGCCCAGGUAACCAAAGAUGUGUCACCGCAGCUCAACCAGGCCACCAUCAUUGACCUCCAUCCCUCUUCCACUUACAACAUCCGCAUGGUUGCCAAGAACAUCAUCGGCAACAGCAACCCUAGCAACGAGCUCACAAUCACCACUGACGAAGCAGCUCCUGACGGCCCUCCACAAGAUGUCACUCUGGAGUCCACCUCCCCGCAGAGCAUCAAGGUCUCCUGGAAGCCUCCUCAGAAGCACCUGCAGAACGGCGUGAUCCGCGGCUACCAGGUGGGCUACAGGGAGUACAGCCCCGGUGGCAGUCACCAGUUCACCAUCAUCAGCGUGGACACAACGGGCGAUACCACAGAGAGCAUCGUGCUGGACAACCUGAAGAAGUUCACCCAGUACAGCGUGGUGGUCCAGGCUGCGAACAGGGCAGGAACUGGACCGUCCUCACAGCAGGUGGUCACCAAGACCCUGGAGGACGUGCCGUCUCGACCUCCUGAGAAUGUCCUGGCUGUGGCCAAGUCUCCAGAGGUCAUCUCCCUGUCGUGGAUGCCGCUGCCCAGAGAAGCUCUGAAUGGAAACCUGCAGGGAUAUAGAGUCAUUUACUGGGCCAACCUGCCGGAUGGAGAACUGGGUGAGAUUCGGAACGUGACAACCAAUCAGCCGUCUCUGGAGCUGGAUGGGCUGGAGAAGUACACCAACUACAGCAUCCAGGUCUUAGCCUUCACCAACGCUGGAGAUGGCGUCCGCAGCGAACAGAUCUACGUCCGCACAAAAGAGGAUGUGCCUGGUCCUCCAGCAGGAGUGAAGGCUGCAGCCUCCAGUAGCUCAGUAGUGUUUGUCUCCUGGCUGCCGCCACUCAAACUCAACGGCAUCAUCAGGAAAUACAUCGUCUUCUGCUCCAACCUGCAUCCGAUGGUGAUGAGUGAGUUCGAAGCGUCUCCAGAUGCAUAUUUCUACAGGAUCCCAAACUUGGCUCGUAACAGACAGUACAGCAUCUGGGUUGUUGCUGUGACAGCUGCAGGCCAUGGAAACAACAGUGAGAAGAUCACAGUGGAGCCACUGGCCAAAGCUCCGGCCAGGAUUCUAACCUUCAAUGGGACAGUGACCACUCCCUGGAUGAAGGACAUUGUCUUACCCUGCAAGGCUGUUGGAGACCCUCCUCCUACCAUCAAGUGGCUCAAAGGAAAUACUAAUGGAACUCCCACUCCCGUCCUGGUGGACGGCCGCCGCAGCGUCCACAGCAACGGCAGCUUCAUUAUUCGCACGGUGAAAGCAGAGGAUUCUGGGAACUACAGCUGCGUUGCCAGCAACAACUGGGGAUCGGAUGAGAUCACGCUCAACCUGCAGGUCCAAGUCCCUCCUGACCAACCGCGGCUCACUGUUACCAAGACUACCACCACAUCCAUCACAUUGUCAUGGAUACCUGGAGACAACGGAGGGAGCUCCAUCAGAGGUUACAUCCUGCAGUACUCCGAAGACAACAGCGAGCAGUGGGGCAGUUUUCCCAUCAGCCCUAGUGAGCGCUCAUACCGCCUGGAGAACCUCAAGUGUGGCACCUGGUACAAAUUCACCCUGACGGCCCAGAACGCAGUGGGUCCGGGUCGCAUCAGCGAGAUCAUCGAAGCAAAGACUCACGGAAAAGAACCCCAAUUUGCCAAAGAACACGAGCUCUUCACCAGCAUCAACUCCACCCGGGCCAGGCUCAAUCUGGUCGGCUGGAACAACGGCGGCUGUCCCAUCACCUCCUUCAUCCUGGAGUACCGGGCCGUGGACUCGGCCACCUGGACCACGGCCCAGCGCACGUCGCUGACCAAGAGCUACAUCCUGUACGACCUGCAGGAAGCGACCUGGUACGAGCUGCAGAUGAAGGUGACCAACAGCGCCGGCUCAGCGGAGAAGAGGGUCACCUUCGCCACGCUCAACGCCGAUGGAAGUACCAUCCCUCCCCUGCUGAAAACAGGAGACCCCAUCUCUGACAACAUGUCUGGCAGUGGAGGUCUGAAGAUGGUGGUGACCAUCACCUCAGUCCUCGUGGUCGCCGUUCUGGUCUUCAUCAUGCUCAUGGUGCUAAAAAGGAGGAGGAGGGAGCAACGGCUCAAGCGGCUGAGAGAUGCCAAGAGCCUGGCAGAAAUGCUGAUGAGUAAGAACACGCGGACGCCGGACACGGUGAACAAGCAGCAGCAGACUCUGAGGAUGCACAUCGACAUCCCCAGAGCCCAGCUCCUCAUCGAGGAGAGGGACACCAUGGAGACAAUCGAUGACAGGUCCACUGUGCUGUUGACAGACAAUGACUUCGGGGAGGCAACUAAGCAGAAGUCCUCCACUGUGACCCACACAGUCCACUACCAGUCUCUGUCCCAGGCCACUGGACCACUGGUGGACGUGUCUGACGCCAGGCCUGGAACCAGUGAGUCCCACCACCAUCCCACUGCCCGACGCACUGCCAAAGCCGGCCCUGCCGCGGCCCGGAGCCGCUACGCCAGCCAGUGGACCCUGAACAGGCCGCACCCCACCAGCUCCUCACACACCCUGACCACCGACUGGAGGCUGCCCACGCCGCGCGCCGCCGGCUCCGUGGACAAGGAGAGCGACAGCUACAGCGUCAGCCCUUCGCAGGACACAGAUCGCGCGCGGAGCAGCAUGGUGUCGACGGAGAGCGCGUCCUCCACCUACGAGGAGCUGGCCCGGGCCUACGAGCACGCCAAGAUGGAGGAGCAGCUGCGCCACGCCAAGUUCACCAUCACCGAGUGCUUCAUCUCCGACACCUCGUCGGAGCAGAUGACGGCGGGGACCAACGACUACACCGACAGCCUGACCUCCAGCACGCCGUCCGAGUCGGGCAUCUGCCGCUUCACGGCGUCGCCGCCCAAACCGCAGGACGUCAGCCGCGUCAUGAACAUGGCGGUGCCCAAGGCGCACAGGCCCGGUGGAGAACUGGUCCACUUGCCACCUUACCUUCGCAUGGACUUCCUGCUGAACCGCGGCGUGCCCCUGGCGGCCCGGGGCGGAGCGGUCAGCAGCAGCAGCAGCGUGGGCAGCAGCGGCGGAGGGGGAGCGGUGGGUGGAGGAGGUGCAGCGGGCGGAGGAGGAGGAGGAGCAGGAGCAGGAGGAGUUGCUGCUGGUGCUACAGGGGAAACAAGAGGAGGAGGAGGAGGAGGAGCCAUGGGCCAGACCUGCUUAGAACCACAGAGGAGCCGUACCCUGAAGAGGCCACCGCCCAUGGAGCCCACACCCAUGGAGGUGCCCUCACCCAGGGAGGUGCAGCAAUGGCAGCCAGGAACUGCCUCCACCCUCCCCCACAGGGAUGUCCGGGAGAGGGGGGAGGCCCGGGGGGAGGUCCGGGCAGAGGCUCCUUCCUCAGGAGACCUGGCCCAAGCACAGGCUGCCAAGCUCAGCACUUCCCAGGAGUCCCUGCUGGACUCCAGAGGACACCUGAAACAGAGCAACAACCCCUAUGCCAAGUCCUACACGCUGGUAUAACACUGGGACACACCUGACUGCUGCAGGCGGACUACUGCAGACUGUGGAGGAGGAGGAGCCAGAGACAGACGACAGCCGCAGGAUGGACCGCGUUUCACAACACAAAUAGUUGUAUAUAGAGCCGUUUCUGACAUGCGUCUGAAGUGGCUGCUUUUCUUUGCGUCUGUCUUUCUUUCUUUCACUCUUUUCUUUCUUUGCUCUCUUGCUCUUCUCUGUUACUUUCACACUUUUCAUUCUCUCACACCUUGAUCACAAUUAUUAUUUUCUACUUGAGUAUUCUUUUAUUCUAAAGUGACAAAAAUAUGAGGAUUGCCAAAAUGAUUUAUUUAAAAUUUGAGAAAGAUAAAAAUACUAUUGAAUUUAUAUCAAGGACAAUUAUAGUCAUUAUUAUUACUAUUAUUAUAUAAAAACAGAAAAUAUCUAAAAAAAAAAAGAAGAGAGGAGGACUCUGGAGCACUCUGCAGGAGACCGUUGCUUUCUUAAUUUAUUUUUAUUUUAUUGUCGCAGUGUGAUGAAAUCUGUGAUUGGGUAACUGAGGGGGGGUUUAGCACUAUGAGGAGCCAAUAAAGAAGAAGAAGAGUGACAUCGGACGUGACCGCCAAUGCUGACCAAUCGUAAUGUUUUUCAACCUUUCUGAUGACUGCAUGGCGACUGAACAAAUGACAAUUCAUAGGAAUGGCUGGAAAUCCAAAAAAGAAGAUUUUUUUGUCACACUAUGAAAUUAUACAAUGUGAAUAUAUAUAAAGAGAUCACUUUUAUUUGUGGAUAUUAUGGGGAAAAUGAUUUGGUUAAUAAAGUCCUUAGUCAUGUUUGCACACA
Betta splendens (Siamese fighting fish) is the source of this 8022-nucleotide messenger RNA. RefSeq names its product Down syndrome cell adhesion molecule b (gene dscamb). The record is from RefSeq and is a predicted model, not a curated record. Gene Ontology annotation, molecular function: cell-cell adhesion mediator activity. Bases 937 to 7203 code for a protein of 2088 amino acids. Gene Ontology annotation, cellular component: axon; plasma membrane. Gene Ontology annotation, biological process: axon guidance; homophilic cell-cell adhesion; dendrite self-avoidance. The transcript has 33 exons. Lineage: Eukaryota; Metazoa; Chordata; Actinopteri; Anabantiformes; Osphronemidae.